Messenger RNA from Anoplophora glabripennis (Asian longhorned beetle), 1287 nucleotides. RefSeq lists its product as uncharacterized. Gene Ontology annotation, biological process: sensory perception of taste. Gene Ontology annotation, cellular component: neuronal cell body; dendrite; axon. Lineage: Eukaryota; Metazoa; Arthropoda; Insecta; Coleoptera; Cerambycidae. Bases 1 to 1224 code for a protein of 407 amino acids. The transcript is spliced from 4 exons. The record is from RefSeq and is a predicted model, not a curated record.
AUGACCAAAAAAAUUGCACCUGUUUCACUUGGGAAAGUCGUGAACCCCAAUGAAACGCGUUUGUGUUUAUGCACCACCCUAAGCCCAGUUCUGAGGAUAUCCAGAUUGCUAGGAUUGUUCCCCAUUACCUGGACCCACGAGAAUAACAGAUGCACCUACAAAAAAUCCUUGUUCUGGGUAUUUUACACGUUGUUGGUGAUCUGCUUGUACAUCUACCAAGUCGGCACCUCCGUAGAUUUUUUGCACCUAGCGAAGAAAAAGUCUUUGCUGAUACUUCUGAAUGAAAUAACCGAAGCAAUUUAUGGAGUUUAUAUCCUAAUUCUGACCGUAGCAAACUUCACAAGGCACCCGCAGUGGAUCAAGGCUUUGAACGAGUUGUUGCCCGUACUUAAGCAUGACCUUUUUUGUCAAUCUGCGAUGAAGGUUGUAGUCAAAGUGCAGUACGGGUUGAUAGCUACGAUAAUAUUCGUCUCGAUGUUAGAGAUCACAGUGUUACUUUGGUUGCACUACUCCGAAGGUUUCCAGACUAACUUCGACGUAAACAUCUUCAUAAAUCGUGGCGUUUUGGCUUGUUUCGAGAAACUCAUUAUAAAGGCUUUGAAGCAUGUUCCUGUCCAUCCAAUGAAGGAAAUUAACGAAACCAACAAUGAAAGCGAGUUUUUCGGAGUGAUAUACUACAAGCUCUGCAAAAGUGAGCAUCACUGCACUACGAAAAUGGAUAAGCUGUCGCCUCCAGAUUUAGUGGAGCAUCUGAGGAUUCUGCACGAAGAAAUCAGUUUGUGUAUUUAUAAGUUCAACGACUGUAUGAAUCCUCAGUUUCUGGUGCAUACUGGUGUUGAGCUAACUGUCCUGAUUAUCCACUGGUAUGCCGUUAUAGCCUAUAUGGUCUAUAAUUUUAAGUCACCUUUUGCGAAAACUAUACACGUUAUGAAUUGCUCUUUUGUGAUACAGCACACUAUUGGACUGUUCCUGUUUCUGAAGAACGCUCAACACUUGAAGAACAUGAUUGAAGGCCUGACAAUUUUUUUACUGGAGUAUUCUACAAGAAUAUCUACCCCAGAGGAACACCAGCAAGUUCGGAUUUUUAUUGAAAAAUUGAAGAAAAACAGACCGUUUACAGCGAGUGGAGUUUUUACUAUUGACCUUGGAAUAGCAGGACCAAUUUCCGCUAACAUCCUCACAUAUGUUUUGGUAGCUUUACAAUUUGAAUUACCAGAAGAGUGAGCCAGUCACUAAUACUGCAAACUCACGUUCUUUAAUAGACCAUAUUUAUAAGUACUAUUCUUA